Molecule: messenger RNA, 3431 nt
Organism: Cricetulus griseus (Chinese hamster)
Lineage: Eukaryota; Metazoa; Chordata; Mammalia; Rodentia; Cricetidae
Source: RefSeq, a predicted model, not a curated record
AUCCAGAUGUGGGAAGACAAAUGAAGGGGUUUAGAUGCCAAAUAAAUGUCAGUGGAAAGGAGAGCUACCAACACUAAGGGCUGAACACAAGUAAACUCAUUUUUCAGAGUUAAAGAAUUAUUUAAAAAAGAAACAAGAUGGGGACGCCUGGUUCUGGAAGGAAAAGAACACCCGUGAAAGAUCGAUUUUCUGCAGAAGAUGAAGCUUUGAGUAGCAUCGCUAGAGAGGCAGAAGCAAGGCUAGCAGCAAAGCGGGCUGCCCGGGCAGAAGCAAGAGACAUUCGCAUGAGGGAACUGGAACGACAGCAAAGAGAGCCCUCUCAUCAUUGCUCUGACCGGAAGUGGGGACAGAUUCAGAAGUGGCUGGAAGAUUCAGAGAGGGCCAGGUAUUCUCACCGCUCUGGCCAUCACCGACCUUAUCUGGGAGUUGAGGAUACACUGUCUCUUCCAAGCCUUGGCAGUCACAGGUAUUAUGAUACCUACAAGGACAGAUCAUCAAGGGUUCCGUCAUUAAACUAUUCUUACAGUCACACCUAUGGGACGAAGAAGCGGUCUUCUGGUUCUCAUAAAGACCCCCUGAGUGGCCUCUAUUUUGACCAGAGAAACUAUAGCAGUCUUAGACAUAGCAAACCUGCUUCUUCUACCUACUACUUUCGGUCUUCUUCCCUGUGCAGUGACCCACUGGGGACAUCUCCGAUUAAGAAUAGGGCCUCCUCUACUGAAAAUUCUGGUCUGCUGAGAAGUGCCAGCCUGGCAUCAUUGUAUGAUGGUGGAUUAUAUAACCCUUAUGGUUCUCGAACUCCAUCUGAGUACAGUUACUACUCAUCGAGAGCAAGUUCCUCCCGAAGCAGCCCCGUGUUGGAUGAAAAGUCGGACAAACAGUAUGCUGAAAUUUACACAAGACCUUCAUCUCGAAAUUCUGCCUCAGCAACCACGCCUCUAAGCGGAAACUCAUCUAGACGGGGCAGUGGAGACACCAGCAGUUUAGUAGACCCAGACACCUCGUUAAGUGAACUUCGGGACAUCUAUGACCUGAAGGACCAGAUACAUGAUGUAGAAGGGAGAUACAUGCAGGGGCUUAAGGAACUGAAGGAGUCUUUGUCUGAAGUAGAAGAGAAAUACAAGAAGGCCAUGGUGUCCAACGCACAGCUAGACAACGAGAAGAACAACCUCAUCUACCAGGUAGACACCCUCAAGGAUGUCAUUGAAGAGCAGGAGGAGCAGAUGGCAGAGUUUUACAGAGAAAAUGAAGAGAAAUCAAAGGAGUUAGAAAGGCAGAAACAUAUGUGCAGUGUGCUGCAACAUAAAAUGGAUGAACUCAAAGAAGGCCUUCGGCAGAGAGAUGAACUCAUUGAGGAGAAUCAGCGCCUCCAGCAGAAAAUAGACACCAUGACAAAAGAGGUGUUUGACCUCCAAGAGACCCUGCUUUGGAAAGAUAAAACAAUUGGGGCCCUAGAGAAACAGAAAGAACACAUUACCUGCCUCAGGAAUGAGCGAGAUGCGCUCAGAGAGGAGCUGGCUGAUCUGCAGGAGACAGUGAAGACAGCAGAGAAACAUGGCUUAGUUAUAAUCCCAGACAGCACUCCCAAUGGUGAUGUCAAUCAUGAACCUGUGGUUGGAGCCAUUACUGCUGUGUCUCAGGAAGCUGCUCAGGUCUUGGAGUCGGCAGGAGAAGGGCCACUAGAUGUGAGGCUACGGAAACUCGCUGGAGAAAAGGAGGAGCUCAUGUCACAGAUUAGAAAACUGAAGCUGCAGUUAGAGGAAGAACGGCAGAAGUGUUCCAGGAACGAUGGCGUAUCUGGGGACCUGGCAGGACUGCAGAAUGGCUCAGAUUUGCAGUUCAUCGAGAUGCAGAGAGAUGCCAAUAGACAAAUUAGUGAAUACAAAUUCAAGCUUUCCAAAGCAGAACAAGACAUAACCACCUUGGAACAAAGUAUCAGCCGGCUUGAGGGGCAGGUGCUGCGGUACAGAACUGCUGCUGAGAACGCUGAGAGAAUAGAAGAUGAGCUGAAAGCGGAAAAGAGGAAGCUUCAGCGAGAGCUACGGACAUCACUGGACAAGAUCGAGGAGAUGGAGAUGACCAACAGCCACCUGGCAAAGCGGCUAGAGAAGAUGAAGGCCAACAGGACGGCCCUUCUAGCCCAGCAGUAGGAAGGCGGCCCUUCCAUCUGGGCGCUCCUCUAAGGGCCUUGCCCAGAGAUACUGACUCUUUUGUAUAUUGACACAAAGCCCUUCAAGUACUGUUUGAGUCUUGUCAUUAAACAGCCACCUUUGUAUUUUAUAAUUUAUGAGAAUGAAGCAGGUUUGAUGGUCAUGAAUUUGGAUUUUGUUUGUAGCUCACUUCUACAGUGAGGACUAGUCUGUGCUGUUUUUUUAGUUUUCAGCAUUCUAGAAUCACGUUUUCUCACCACCCUCCAAGCUGCCUCCCUAACUAGGCACUUGGGAGGCCUUGGUGUGGGUUCUGGAGGAUGGCCAUUCUGAGUGCUGAGACACUUGUUGGAGACCUCAAAACACAAGUGCCUUCUCCACGGUGUGAUACGGGCUUCAGAGACCAGUGGCCAAGAUUCCUACUCUUCUUACCAGAGCAAUUAUAUUUCAGUGAGGAAGUAUUCAGGGGCCAGGGGAGUCUGUGUUUCACGCAAAUUUAUGUUUGCAGGAAAAAACUUUUCUUAAAAAAUUAAGAUAUUUAAAUUUAUGUAAAAAUGUUAGGAAAAGAUAUGGGGAGUGUAUAUUAAACUUUAUUGCACGGGGCAGAGAAGUCUUAAAAGAGUAGGUCCUUAGUCUCUGUAUCCGCUGUGCGUUCCCUGUAUUUUCAUCUGCUGCUUAUUUGUGAACUGAAACCCCAGACAGGCUUGAGGGCUGAGGGAGGGACAGUGCAGUUAGGUAGGGAAUACUCCUGUAGAACUAGUAAGCCCACCUUUGUGCCAGCCAGGGUUGGUGGACACAGUCCUUGUUACAGAAGCUUUUUAAGGACAAAUCAUGGCAACCAUGUACAGUCCUGUCUUGCCCUCUUAUUUUCUCAAGAUGAGAUAAGCCAGAGUAUAGAACUUUUUAAAAAAAAAAAAAAUUUUUUUUUUUUUUUUGAGAGACAGGGUCUAUGUAGCCCAGGUUGCCUCCACCUCUAGUCAUCAUUGUUGGGCCCCUUAAGUGCUGGGAUUCCAGGCAUUUACCACCCUACUUGGUUCUAGACUAAAAAUGCUUAAGAACUUUAAUUUCAUCUUUAAAGAGCCCAGUACAUGAUCUCCCCCUCCCUCUACUGUAGCCACUUCAUAGGGUUUGUGAUUCUCUUUUGUCACAAUCAAGGUGGUUUCAUGGGAAUGAUUAUUGUAGCUCAAAGUGUUUACAAAGAAACUACAUUUAGGAAAAGUCUAAUAAAUCAAAGCCUCUUAAUCUAGACUUGCAACUAGAUAAUAAAGUUAACUAAAAAGUGAA